AUGUUGCCUGGCAAGAUCUGCUCGGUGUUUGCCUGUCUUUUGCCGGCUUGGCUUUGUGCACCCCCGGUUGCGGCGUCGACGUACGGAUCGACACUCAUUCUACAGAUUCCGGUCAAAGCCUCCGUCUCAAUCCCUAGCGAAUCAGCCUGGACGGGCCUGGUCAAUACGUACAAGCAGAGUGCUGGCGUGUUGGGGGUAUCUUACGCACGGGAGAGCAGCGACGAGAACACCAUCGACCUGUUUAUUGACCUUGACGAUUCCUCCGCGGCGCAGAAAGUGACACAAAUCAUCAGCUCCUCGACGGUCUCGUCAUUCCUGUCGCGCCUGCAAGACGGCUCGAUCACCCAAUACAACGUGGCCUUCGACCAGGCGCAGCCCCUCAAGACGCUGAACGGAGUCGCAAACACGGAACUAGCGGUCUUCUACCUCCUGCCCGGUGCCACGAGUCAGCAGAAGACGGACUUCGAGUCGGCGUUCGGAACACUCAAAUCAGCCGUCGAGUCGGCGUCGGGGGAACUCUACGCCACUAGCGGCUGGCACCGCGGCACGGUCACCAAUCCCUCGCUUGGCAUCGACGUCGCCACGUAUCUCGCCCUCGUGGGCUGGGAGUCGCUCGCGGCCCACGAAGCCUUCUCGACCACGGAGGCCUUUGGCGUCGCCAUCACCGGGCUGGUGCCAUUUCUGAGUGGGAAUUUCGACUCGGACGCGAAGUUAACGAAGCUGUUGUAA
Molecule: messenger RNA, 729 nt
Organism: Aspergillus affinis
Lineage: Eukaryota; Fungi; Ascomycota; Eurotiomycetes; Eurotiales; Aspergillaceae
Exons: 2
Coding region: 1-729 (242 amino acids)
Source: RefSeq, a predicted model, not a curated record